AUGCCCCAACAAGAAUCCAAGCCCAUAGACGCCCCUGUCAAUCAGGAAGCUCUGAACGAUGCCGUCGACCACCUCAAGCUCGCCGAGGAUCAGUCCAAACGAGACGCCGUAAAAGACGCCGCAGAGUCGAGUGGAGACGACAACGACAACGACAACAACGACUCGACACAGGCCCCCGCCAAAAAGUCCAAGAAGAACAAGAUCAAGGACGCCGUCUCUGCCAUUGCCUCGUCCUCCAAGUCUCCCGCCGCUCCCACCUCUGUCGAGGACCCACUGCCCGCCUCGACCAUUGACAAGCUGUCCGACUCGCAGAUCACUUCUCUGGUACAAAGCAACCCUGCCCUGGCCCAGGCCAUGCUCAAGGGCGGCUCUUCGCUCGACGCCCGCAGUAUGCGCGAGCUCCUCAAGUCUCUCAGCGCCGCCGACCUCAUGACGGGCAUGAGCUCGGGAAAGAACGCAAAAGAUAUGGCAAACUACAGGUUCUGGUCCACUCAGCCCGUCCCUCGCUUUGAUGAGAAGGCUGCUGCCACACAGAAGCCUGUUAUCGAGGGUCCUAUCAAGGAAGUUGACCCUGCAAAGGUCUCUACAACGCCCUCUCCUCUGGUCGCUGGUUUUGAGUGGUCCGAGAUUGACCUGCUGGACGAGGCCGAGCUAAAGGAAGUCCAAGAGCUUCUCUGCAACCACUACGUCGAAGACGACGAAGCCAUGUUCCGCUUCAACUACCUCAACGAAACACUCAACUGGGCCCUCAAAGCCCCCGGCUGGCGCAAAUCAUGGCACGUCGGUGUCCGCGCAACAAAGUCCCGCAAACUCGUCGCCUUCAUCUCUGGUGUCCCCGUCCGCCUCAACGUCCGCGACCGCCUCGUCAACACUGCAGAGAUCAACUUCCUCUGCGUCCACAAGAAACUCCGCAGCAAGCGUCUCGCUCCCGUCCUCAUCAUGGAAAUCACCCGCCGCUGCAACCUCGAGGGCAUCUACCAGGCCAUAUACACCGCUGGCGUGGUCUUGCCCAAGCCAGUAGCCAGUUGUCGCUACUUCCACCGCGUCCUCGACUGGGAGAAACUCUACAGUGUAGGUUUCAGCCAUCUGCCUCAUGGCAGCACGAAAAUGCGCCAGAUUUCAAAAUACCGUCUGCCCGAACGCAGCGUGACUCCCGGACUACGCUUGAUGAAAGCCGAAGACGCGGACCAAGUCUGUGAUUUGCUUUCUCGCUACAUGAAGCGCACCAAGAUGGCCCAAGAAUUCAACAAGGAAGAAGUUUUGCACUGGUUCGUUGACAAAGAAGUCGAUCCCAAGAGCAAAACACGCGUUGUGUGGACCUACGUCGUCGAAGAUCCAAACACAGCUGGAAAAAUCACGGAUUUCUUUAGUUUCUACAGCUUGGAGAGUUCGGUCAUUCAAUCUGCUACUACUAUCCGUGCUGCAUACCUAUUUUACUAUGCCACCGAAGCUGCGUUCGAGACGCAGAAUGCGGAUGAUGAGGUUCUGAAGGCGAGGUUGAAUUUGUUGGUCAAGGAUGCUUUGAUCCUUGCCAAGCAGGCCAAAUUCGACGUCUUCAAUGCCCUAACCCUCCUCGACAACCCUCUCUUCCUCGUCGACCAGAAAUUCGGCCCUGGAGAUGGACAGUUGCACUACUACCUCUUCAACUACCGCACUGCAGAUAUACCCUCUGGCGUUGACGCUAGGAACCAAGUUGAUGCCACACAACGUGGUGGUGUGGGUGUUGUCAUGUUGUAG
Molecule: messenger RNA, 1737 nt
Organism: Aureobasidium namibiae CBS 147.97
Lineage: Eukaryota; Fungi; Ascomycota; Dothideomycetes; Dothideales; Saccotheciaceae
Product: N-myristoyl transferase
Exons: 2
Coding region: 1-1737 (578 amino acids)
Biological process (GO): N-terminal peptidyl-glycine N-myristoylation
Cellular component (GO): cytoplasm
Molecular function (GO): glycylpeptide N-tetradecanoyltransferase activity
Source: RefSeq, a predicted model, not a curated record